AUGGGCUCCUUAUCUCCUCCUCCUCCUCCGCCGCCGGUGCCGCCGGAGAACCAGGCGAGCGGCUUCAGAAUCUGCGUCUCGUUUUGCCGACGAGACGAGACGACCGGCACCACCGUAUCUAACUGGCUGGAUUCUUAUAACCCGGCCGACAACACGUUGGGCCACGUCGGAGCGAUUCCCGGGCUCCCCAGGAACCACAUACUGAAGGGUUUCGCAAUGGUGUGUCUAGGCGGCUUCGUUUACGUCAUCGGUGGUAGGCUCUGCCUUAAUGUGCUCGAUGCCGAGGGCUCGGUGGAAAGGGACGUCGCUGUGAGAUCCGAUGUGCUCCGGUGCAACGUUGCGACCGGAGAAUGGGCGCCGUGCUCGCCGCUCGCCCUCCAACGAUUCGACUUCGCGUGCACGCCCUGCAAUGGGAGGAUCUACGUAGCGGGUGGCCAGUUCACGGUCUCGGGCGCCCGGGGCACGUCGGCGGCCGAGGUGUACGACCCCGAGCGCGACCAGUGGGCGCCGCUCCCAGGCAUGAGCGCCCUGAGGUACAAGUGCGUCGGCAUGGCGUGGGAGGGCAGGUUCCACGUGGUGGGGGGGUUCGCCGAGCGGGAGGGCUGCAGCCGAACGGUGCCGUCGGUGGUGGAGAGAAGCUCCGCGGAGGUGUUCGACGAGGAGCGGGGGGAGUGGGACCUCGUGCCGGGGAUGUGGCAGCUGGACGUGCCGCCCAACCAGAUCGUGGCGGUGGACGGCCGGCUGUACAGCUCCGGCGAUUGCCUCAACAAUUGGAAGGGGCACAUCGAGACCUACGAUGGGAAGCUCAACAUAUGGAGCGUCAUCGAGCGGUCGCAGCUGCACGACAUGUCGUCGCUCGUCGCCGGCCCGCGUGAGCGCUCGCUGGAGAGGCUGUACCUCACCAUGGCUCCUGUCGGGGGUCACCUCUACUUCUUGGUCGGAUAUCGCGAGGCGGGAGACGAGCUGAGGUCGAUGACGGUGGCUCAUGCCUUCGACACGGAACCAGGGGCCGCGGAGGCAUGGGCGAGCUUUGAGCCCUUAAUGGCCGAUGGGAACAAGGAGUUGUGCAGCCACUGCUGCGUCGUUCAACUCUCCUAAAC
Messenger RNA from Musa acuminata subsp. malaccensis (wild Malaysian banana), 1100 nucleotides. Its product is annotated as F-box/kelch-repeat protein At1g16250-like. The record is from RefSeq and is a predicted model, not a curated record. Gene Ontology annotation, molecular function: protein binding. NCBI's taxonomy places the organism in Eukaryota, Viridiplantae, Streptophyta, Magnoliopsida, Zingiberales, Musaceae.